GUGGAAUUGUAGGUGUAUUCAUUAAUAUCGUCUGAUUGGUAGCAAGCAAGCUGUGGCGCUGGACCACUAGACCAUUCAAUCCUACUCUUACCAUCUCGAGAAUUGUUGAACUGACCCACCGACUUGACGGUCUCGCGCUGGUCAAAGAGUGCUGCGAAACUCGCUCUUCAACUGUUUUCUUUGUUGCUAUUAUUCAAAGUCGGCGUAGCGUGUGACAGGUGCACUGGUUUUGUUUUUCGAGCAUGAAGUUUGUGAUGUUUGUGAUUUUUUUUCGGUAUGGCGCAACGUGAGAAAUGUGAUUUGUGAUAUUGGGACCGUUAACGUAAUAAACAUAACACCAUUCUUUUAUAAUAAGUGUCGUUAAAGCACUCUGGGUCAUUUAAGAAUGGGAAUUCCAAUAAGUUAUCUCCCUUUAAAACUUAAAAAACGCUUACGACUUCGGCAAUCGUAAUGAAAUUUGUCUGAAGCGGGUGUAAAAACUUAAAACGUCCAAUCUGUUCGCGUAAACAUUUAUCAAGAGCCAUUAAAAUGUUUUUGCGUCGAUAACUGCAAGACUGUGGUAACUUUUUGUGUUAAAGUAACAAUCACGCGGACUCCAUGAAUGGACUUAUAAGGCCCUACAAGAGCCACCGCCAUUGGUUCUUCUUGGUGUUGCUGGCUGUUAUCAGUGCGUCGGCAGAAUACAAAGGACUCUACACAAACACAAUCUCUAGCGUCCACGAAACCAUCCCUCAAAAAGUCACCUCGAAAGGUGAUCACCUAACCAACGACAUCACAACCUUCUACAAUAACCCUUCAGAGUUCGUCCACUUCAAUGUUUCAAUAGACGAAGAUGUGCACUUUUUAGUCCUCAAACCUUCAAAUAAUUUCUUUAUUCCUUCCAUAAUCGUCGAGAGAAGAAGAAAAGAUAAUUUCACAAGGGAAGAACCUUUGGUAACAAAGACGAACUGUCAUUUUCAAGGAUAUAUAGCUGGACAAGAGGGAUCGAGAGUCGCGUUAUCGGCUUGCAAUGGACUGACGGGCAUAAUACAUUCCCAAAAAGGAAAGUACUACAUAGAACCAGCCAAUCAUCCUUUAAAAAAGAUAGAACCAGCUCAUAAGCAUCUCGUUUACAAAAGGUCUGCAAUAGUGACCAGUUACUCAAAGAAAAGAAAAAAGAAGAAAAGAAGACAAACUAAUUGUGGAACUAAAAUACCAAGAAGAUGGACAUUAUUGGAAUGGCAAACCGAACAAGGAAAACUAAAAGUUCAAAGGAAGAAACAUAAUCGCAAAUCUGUUGUUAAAAUACCGACAGUUCAAAAAGGAAACAUGAAAAAGUUUAAAUACAGAAGAAAAUCUGGCAAAGUUGAAAAACCCGGCAGAAGUCAAAGGUCGAUAAGUUUGAACCAUUAUGUGGAGACCCUUAUAGUGGCUGAUGCGAGUAUGGUGGAUUUUCAUCAAGAUGGAGAUAUCGAAACGUAUAUCUUAACCCUGAUGAACAUGGUAUCCUUGCUCUUCCAAGACCCUAGUAUAGGCAACAGUGUAAAAAUAGUAGUAGUAAAAAUAAUUCUGAUAGAAGAUCCUCAGUCAGAGCCUGUACUUAGUGUUAGCACUAAUGCAGACUUAACCCUAAGGAACUUCUGUAAAUGGCAGCUCGGACUUAAUCCAGGAAAAGACACCCAUCCUCAUCACCACGAUGUCGCUAUCUUAAUAACCAGAAGAGAUAUUUGUGCAAGACAAGAUGCACCUUGUGGAACAUUAGGUGUUGCACAUAUCGGAGGGAUGUGUAAAGCGAGUAGAAGUUGCAGCGUAAAUGAAGACAAUGGAAUUACUUCUGCGCAUACAAUUGCUCAUGAAUUGGGUCACAAUUUUGGCAUGAUCCAUGAUACCGAAAAAGUUGGUUGCAAACGAAGAGAAGGAAACAUCAUACACAUCAUGACCCCACAUUUCGAAGCUGAUUCUGUCACUGUAAACUGGUCUAGCUGUAGUCGACGAGAAAUAACACGAUUUUUGGAUAAGGGCUCGGGUCAAUGUCUCGAAGACGAACCAGAUCUACUUGAAAGAUACAAGUAUCCAGAUCUACCAGCCGGCGUCAUGUAUGACGCGAAUUAUCAAUGUCGUCUACAAUUUGGUCAAAAAGCAAUACUGUGUACACCCCCCGAUGAAAUAUGCUUACAUCUUUGGUGCUCUAUAAAUACCACUUGUACCACUCUUUUAAGGCCUGCUGCUGAAGGCACAAACUGUGGAAAACAUAAGUGGUGCCACAACCGUGAAUGUGUCCUCAUGCUGGAACCUCCUAGUCCUAUAGAUGGAGGUUGGGGAGAGUGGAGCUCUUGGAGUGAAUGCUCUCGUACUUGUGGAGCUGGUGUUUCUGUAAUGUCCAGAGAUUGUAACCAUCCCACUCCUGCUUACGGAGGAAAAUACUGUGUUGGCGAAAGAAAACGAUACAGUAUUUGUAACACCCAACCAUGUCCACCCGGUGAACCCACUUUUAGAGCCUCACAGUGUUCGCAAUAUGACGAUAAGAUGUACGAAGGGAAAAAAUAUAAAUGGCAACCCUAUUUUGACGAUGGCGAGCCCUGUCAGCUGUAUUGCAGCGACGCUAAUGAAACUGUAAUCGUUCCUUGGGGGGAAUACGCCAAGGAUGGGACGCCCUGCAGCGUCGUGUCGAGGGACGUCUGCAUUUCAGGUAUUUGCAAGAAAGUGGGAUGCGAUUGGGUGGUCGACUCGAAAACGGAAGAAGACGAUUGCGGCAUAUGCCAAGGAGACGGCAGCAAAUGCGACAAAAAGCACGGGGUCUACGAUAAACAGAAUUGGUCCCCGGGCUACAGGGAAAUUGUGGUCAUACCGAAGGGCGCUCGGAAUAUUCGAAUAGAGGAAAAAGAUCAUUCGCCAAACUACAUCAGCAUCGGUAGCGCUCUCGCCAGAAGGUUUUAUCUCAAUGGAGAGCGACAUAUUUUCCUGCCUGGGGAAUACACCAUAGCAGGAACGCAAGCCCUUUACGGCAGGGACAAUCAGCUCGAAAAAAUUCGUAUACCUGGUCCAAUCAUGGAGCCUAUUGUUGUUUAUAUAUAUUACAGAGGCAACACUUGGAACCCAGGCGUGGAAUACAAAUACUCAAUAUGGAAGCAAGGAACAAUGAACAAAAUAAAAUACUCAUGGAUACUGGGAGAAUGGUCGCAGUGUUCAGUAACUUGCGGCGGAGGGGUUCAAAAUCGACAGCCUCUCUGUCAAGAAUCUGUAGUAUCCACAAUGGCAAUGGAGCUGGAAAGACCCAACAUGGUCGAAGAGUAUUAUUGUGAACCGGAUGAAAAGCCAGAUCAUGAGAUGAGAAGUUGCAACGAGGAUAACUGUUCGACUAGGUGGUGGGUAGGGCCUUGGCAAGCGUGCACUGCUACUUGUGUUGGAAAGGGGAAGAAGGCGAUAAAGAGACGAAGCGUGGUGUGCGUGGACGACAAGGAGAUGGCGCUACCAGAUAAAUUUUGCGACAAAAAGACUAAACCUUUUGAAUAUAAACCUUGUCAAGCUUUACCAUUAUGCGAAGAUGUAUAACAUAAUUUAUAACUUUAGUACUUACUCAAUUUAUAUAGAAUAUAUUUUUUAAAGAA
This is a messenger RNA of Psylliodes chrysocephalus, 3587 nucleotides long. The record is from the annotation of a GenBank genome assembly. Lineage: Eukaryota; Metazoa; Arthropoda; Insecta; Coleoptera; Chrysomelidae.